Messenger RNA from Penicillium vulpinum, 1869 nucleotides. It is a transcript of the gene pbs2, whose product is annotated as mitogen-activated protein kinase kinase PBS2. The transcript is spliced from 2 exons. Gene Ontology annotation, biological process: protein phosphorylation; MAPK cascade; cellular hyperosmotic response. Gene Ontology annotation, molecular function: MAP kinase kinase activity; ATP binding. The coding region runs from base 1 to 1869 and encodes 622 amino acids. The record is from RefSeq and is a predicted model, not a curated record. Lineage: Eukaryota; Fungi; Ascomycota; Eurotiomycetes; Eurotiales; Aspergillaceae.
AUGGCUGAUGAACGAGAUUUCGCCGCUGAGAAUGUCGCGCCCGACGCCGAUGAUCUCUCUCCCGGCGAACCCGCUACUCCUCCAUUUCCCCGUCAGACCUCGAGCCCCGUCGUCCUCCCAUCCCGCGAAUCUUCGGGAAACGGCUUAUCUGCGUCAUCCACACACCUGGGUCAGAUCAAUGCUGCGCGACGAGGUGUUGGGUCUUCACCACACACCCAGUCGUCGAUGAGCUCACAAGGAGCCGGUGGAUUAAAUCAAGACAUUUUGGCAAAAAUGAAGGCAUUCUCGUUAUCCCGCCAAGGUGCUCCGCAGCCACAAACUGCUGCCUCAACAGGGCACAUCCCCAUGGCCCAAGGAGGCGGUGCAGGCGGUGCAAUUGCCGGCGGCCUGCCCCAGGGUAUCGUACGGCCCAAUCCUCAAAAUUGGUCAUCUGCCCCUUCUGUUCCCGCCACUGGCUCUGGUCCUUUGUCACCCCGGCCAGGAGGAAGCCUAGCGGCAAAGCGCGUAAAGCCGGGUCUCAAGCUAUCGGAUAUCACUGGUUCGUCCACUCCUGCGGCAGGUGCAGACCAAAAGCAGGGCGCACAAAAUGGGGAGUCUGCCUUCAGCAAAUACUCUGAGUACAUUGAUACGAAGGAGGGCACUCUGAACUUUAAAAAUAAAGCUAUUCUACACGGAGGUGGUGUCGAAUUUUCGUCGGGCCACAGCUUCAAGAUCUCUCUAGAUGAAGUCGAUCGCUUGGAAGAGUUGGGCAAGGGUAAUUAUGGAACAGUCUAUAAGGUUCGACACACUCGCCCGCAUCUACGGAAACCAGGCCUAGGUUUGGGUGGCAUUGUUAGCCGGCCUCCAGGCCAAGAUGAAACGACUCCAGAAGCUGGGUCGAAUCAAUUGUCAGGCGUGGUCAUGGCCAUGAAGGAGAUUCGCUUGGAAUUGGACGAAGCCAAGUUUGCACAAAUCAUCAUGGAGUUGGACAUUCUACACCGCUGUGUCUCUCCGUUCAUCAUCGAUUUUUACGGAGCCUUUUUCCAGGAAGGUGCAGUCUACAUGUGUGUUGAGUACAUGGAUGGCGGCUCGAUCGACAAGCUCUACGAAGGUGGCCUGCCCGAGAAUGUUCUGCGGAAGGUGGCUCUGUCCACAAUCAUGGGAUUGAAAUCACUGAAGGAGGACCACAAUAUUAUUCACCGUGACGUGAAGCCUACCAACAUCCUUGUCAACAGCAAGGGCCAAGUCAAGAUCUGCGACUUUGGUGUCAGCGGAAAUCUAGUCUCUAGUAUUGCGAAGACCAAUAUCGGUUGUCAGAGUUAUAUGGCACCUGAACGAAUCUCGGGAGGUGGAAUGCAACAGUCGGGAGCGCCUAGUGCCGGUACAUAUAGUGUGCAGAGUGACGUCUGGAGUUUAGGCUUGUCCAUCAUCGAAUGCGCUAUGGGUCGAUACCCAUACCCACCUGAAACAUUUAACAACAUUUUCAGCCAGUUACACGCUAUCGUCCACGGAGAUCCCCCAACACUACCCGAGGGAUUCUCUGAAGAAGCGCAUGCAUUCGUCCGGGCCUGUCUCGACAAGAACCCCAAAAACCGACCAACAUAUGACAUGCUACUACGCCACCCUUGGCUGGCCCCUCUCAUGCAGCCACCAACCGAGUCAGAUGGCAACAGUGCCCCACUACCCGAGGAGUCCGGGUCCGGCGAUGCCGCUUCAUCCGCCAUUACAGAGGACAGAGAAGUGGCUGAGUGGGUGAAAAAGCAAAUGAAACUCAAGGAGGACGGCGUCCUACAUAUCUCCGAGAAGCCAGCACUUCACGCCGUCGCACUAGAUCAGGUCGGCACGGGCUCUUCCGGGGGUGAUCCCCACGCUCUGUCGCAAGAUGACUGA